GUUUCCGGUCGGACCACAGACUACGGGGACUUCCGUUGUUGCCUUUUCUUGCUGGAUAACGAUGGCUUUCCCAGAGUUUACAUCGGAAUAAUUAAAGUGGUUGAUGGCCAGCCUCGCUCCUCCCGUCCCAUCUGCUCUCGCCUCGUCUCUUUCCACGUUGCUUCCCUGCGGCUUCGCUGUGGGGCCUUCGCGGCUUUGCGGAGGCAGGAUGGGGCUGUGGUGGGUGGGCCGCUCGCUGCAGGCUGGAUCCCUGCUGGGGAGGGACGGGGACACAGAGUGGACCUCGAAGUAUCACAGUGACCCGAUGGCUCAGAGCCGAGGCGGUGAACUUACGAUGAACUCCGAGUCCAAAUCGAAUGAGACCAACAGCUCAGAGGCAGAAAAGGCACUGAUGGAGAUAGCAGCAAAUAAAGAAGCCUUACUGCAAAGAGCCGUCUGGAUCAAAUUUGCCUGCCAGGCGCAAAGCAGAGCCCAGCAGAACGUGUCCGUGCACUGUGCCUGUGGCGAGGUGUGUGCGGGCGGGUGUGCGGAUGUGUGUCUGCGCGUGUGUCGGGACAUCCAGCCUGGAACGGAGCUGCUGUUGUACGGAGACACCGCGGGGAAAAGUCAGACAACAGACAAACCUGACACACAGGACAACUCCACUGGACACACAGAUAACCAGCUGACGCACAACAAGGACCCAGACCCCGACAUAGGGAUCAUUCAAGAGAAGGGAGGGGAGGCGGAGGACAAACAGGAGGAAGAGGAGGACGAAGAACGGCGCAGAAACCCGCGCAGAUGCAUCAAGAGAAGUCGCCCAGCCACACACCUGAGGAAGAGGAGAGCGGAGAAAAUCCUGGACAGUGACCCUGACGCUCACACACACAACAGUAACAUCACAGCAGCAGGUGGACACACCGGCAGCGCAGGUAGUGCCCCAGCUGCUGGGGACAGACAGGCAGACUGUGAACCUGCAGACAGACAGACAGACUGUGAACCUGCAGACAGACAACAGACAGACUACAAACAGACAGACUGUAAACCCGCAGACAGACAGACAGACUGUGAACCUGCAGACAGACAGACAGAGUGUAAACCUGAAGACAGACAGACUGAGUCCGAGUCCGACAGUGGCCUCGCUGCACCUCCUCCCGUCCGCUGCAGCUCCCGCCUGGCUGCUAAACCGCGACGCGUUCACUGUCUGACCAGCCGGGGGAGGCAACCCCCCCCCGCCUGCCCCGACCCCGCCGCGCAGACAGAGGGACGGAGCCGGAGCUCCGCCGAGCACGCCGCGUAUGUCCCAGAGAAGGCGGUGUCCGUGGAGAUCUCGCACCCUGACGCCGAGGCGAAUUCGGAGGCGAUCGCAGCAGCGUGCGUUGCCGGGGCGGCCCUUGCGUGGCCUCUGGAGGUCAGAGAGCGGCGCUACAGGUGUUCCAGCUGCGGGAAAAAGUUCUACCAGAUCGGCCACUUAAAGAAACACCAGUUCAGCCACACGGAAGAGAAACCCUUCAGCUGCCAAGACUGUGGGAAGAACUACACCUCGGCAGAAAGCUUCAGAGCCCAUCAGAUGAGUCACCGUGGGGAGCGUCCCUUCCCCUGCCCUCACUGUGAGAAGACGUACGGCCUGAAGCGGGACCUGAAGGAGCACAUGGUGCUGCACACCGGAGAGAAACCGUACGUCUGCGAGCACUGCGGCAAGGCGUUUGCUCGCCGCCCCUCCCUACGCAUCCACCGCCUCCUUCACUGCAGCCGAGUGGUGUACACACAGCCUCCGAAGGUGCGGUGCACAGUCUGCCCAAAGCUGCUCGCUAACUCCGGCUCUUUGAGGAACCACAUGAAGCUCCACACAGGGGAAAAACCUCACAUCUGUCAGCACUGCGGGAAGUGCUUCAGUCAGAAAGGGAACCUCGAGGCUCAUUUGAGAAUUCACAACGGAGAGAAGCCGUUCCCGUGCUCCGAGUGUGACCAGAGCUUCUCCCAGAAACCCGACCUCCGUCGGCACAUGUUCUCCCACACCGGAGGAGGUUUCCUCUGCAGCUUCUGUGGGAAAUCCCUGAGGGACCCACACAGCCUGAAGUCCCACGAGAGACUGCACACUGGAGAAAGGCCCCAUCGCUGCCCUGUCUGUGGAAAAGGCUACACCUUGGCCACCAAGCUGCGGAGACACAUAAAGUCAUCCCACCUGAUGGAGAAGCCGUACCGCUGCCACUGCGGCGCCUCCUACACCGUGAGACAAAGCCUGCUGCGGCACCAAGCUCAGCACAGGACCGAGGGAGGAACUCAGGAGGAGGAGGAGGCGGCGGCGGCGGCGGUGGGGGGGGAGUGGGAGUGGGAGGGAGGACAUCGAGACAAGACGACGAAUGGCAGCAAGAACGAGGUCGCGCGAGACUUGGCGACUUCGGGCUCCAGUCACCCGAAGCCGAUCAGAGGCAGACCCAAGAAGAACUCGCUCCCUCGGGGAGAAGGAGAGAAGCAGGAGGGUCACGUGAGGCGGAAAAGAGGACGAGAAAAAGUGGAGGAAAAGGGGGCGAGAGAAGAGACUGAGACCUCUAGAGAAGAGGGGGCAGGAGAUGACGAGGCCUCGGCUAACAUCCAACACGUCGUCUACGUCCACACAGACGGCCUGUUGGCGGAGAGCUCCGCCCCUCUGCUCCUCACCUCGGAGGGCUCGCUGCCUGCGGGGACGGGCCAGGAGCUGGUGGAGGUGGUGAUAUCGGAGGGCGCCGAGCAGUGCAUCGUGAUCCUUCAGGAGGAGGGGGGCGGACUCUGCUCUGUGGCGCAGACUAUUGAGAUUAACACAGCGUAG
Messenger RNA from Perca flavescens (yellow perch), 2788 nucleotides. RefSeq names its product zinc finger protein 408 (gene znf408). NCBI's taxonomy places the organism in Eukaryota, Metazoa, Chordata, Actinopteri, Perciformes, Percidae. The transcript has 11 exons. The record is from RefSeq and is a predicted model, not a curated record. Gene Ontology annotation, molecular function: RNA polymerase II cis-regulatory region sequence-specific DNA binding; DNA-binding transcription repressor activity, RNA polymerase II-specific. Bases 104 to 2788 code for a protein of 894 amino acids. Gene Ontology annotation, biological process: regulation of transcription by RNA polymerase II. Gene Ontology annotation, cellular component: nucleoplasm.